UGUAGAAUGAAAUUUUAGAGCUGUUGCUGGGGUUUUAGUCUUUGUAAAUUUGGACAAUGGGGUCGCAAUGGCAGGCCCAGUUUUUUCAGACACUUCUGUAUGCUUUCAGUGUUUCUUUGUCUUUUCAGAUCACUGUGAAUAGAGAAUUGUGGAGUGAAAUGGAUUACCAGCGUGCUCAACAUGAGAUUGAUCAGAAGCCUGCAGCACAUAUAUCCCCAGCACCGAAGGAAAUGAGUCUUGAGAAGGACUCCAUGUUUGAUUUGUGGAAUGACCAGUUUGCACAGUCACAACGAGAUGCACAAGAGUUUGCAGCCAAAGAUCGCCUGAACGAAAAACCCUUUGUAGUGCGGCCUCCAAAAAUGCCACAGACUCGUCAGAUGGAUGAUCCUCUUGUUCAUAGCCCAGGAGUGCAAGUCUCACAGAAACCACUGAUGGUUAGGUGGGUAUUUCAGCCUGUUCGGUCAUUUCAAAGUCCACAACUACACACAGCUACACAAGGACUACAAUCUUAUGCAGCAAGUUCUUCAAGGAGACAAACAAAUCAUGCGAAUGACCCUCUUGUUUAUAGCCCAGGAGUUCAAGUACCCCAGAGACCACUGACUGAUUUUUCUGGUGUGUUGAGAAACCAGUUUGGUGGGCCACCUCCACAACAUCCUACAGCCACAACCACGCAAAGACCGCAACAUCAUGAGGCAAACCCUUACAGGAGACAACCACAUCAGACAAAUGACCCCCUUGUUCAUAGUCCAGGAAUGCAAGUACCCCAAAGACCACUGACUGAUUUUUCUGAUGUAUUGAGAAUCCAGCUUGGUGGGCCACCUCCACAACAUCCUACAGCCACAACCACGCAAAGACCGCAACAUCAUGAGGCAAACCCUCACAGGAGACAACCACAUCAGACAAAUGACCCCCUUGUUCAUAGUCCAGGAAUGCAAGUACCCCAAAGACCACUGACUGAUUUUUCUGAUGUAUUGAGAAUCCAGCUUGGUGGGUCACCUCCACAACGUCCUACAGCCACAACCACACAAAGACUGCAACAUCAUGAGGCAAACCCUCACAGGAGACAACCACAUCAGACAAAUGACCCCCUUGUUCAUAGUCCAGGAAUGCAAGUACCCCAAAGACCACUGACUGAUUUUUCUGAUGUAUUGAGAAUCCAGCUUGGUGGGUCACCUCCACAACGUCCUACAGCCACAACCACACAAAGACUGCAACAUCAUGAGGCAAACCCUCACAGGAGACAACCACAUCAGACAAAUGACCCCCUUGUUCAUAGUCCAGGAAUGCAAGUACCCCAAAGACCACUGACUGAUUUUUCUGAUGUAUUGAGAAUCCAGCUUGGUGGGUCACCUCCACAACGUCCUACAGCCACAACCACACAAAGACUGCAACAUCAUGAGGCAAACCCUCACAGGAGACAACCACAUCAGACAAAUGACCCCCUUGUUCAUAGUCCAGGAAUGCAAGUACCCCAAAGACCACUGACUGAUUUUUCUGAUGUAUUGAGAAUCCAGCUUGGUGGGUCACCUCCACAACUUCCUACAGCCACAACCACACAAAGACUGCAACAUCAUGAGGCAAACCCUCACAGGAGACAACCACAUCAGACAAAUGACCCCCUUGUUCAUAGUCCAGGAAUGCAAGUACCCCAAAGACCACUGACUGAUUUUUCUGAUGUAUUGAGAAUCCAGCUUGGUGGGCCACCUCCACAACAUCCUACAGCCACAACCACGCAAAGACCACAACAUCAUGAGGCAAACCCUCACAGGAGACAACCACAUCAGACAAAUGACCCCCUUGUUCAUAGUCCAGGAAUGCAAGUACCCCAAAGACCACUGACUGAUUUUUCUGAUGUAUUGAGAAUCCAGCUUGGUGGGUCACCUCCACAACGUCCUACAGCCUCAACCACACAUAGACCACAUUUGUAUGAGCUACACCCUUACAGGAGACGACGAGAUCUUAUGAGUCAUCCCCUCGUUCAGAGUCCUGGAGUGCUGGUGCCACAGAAGCCACUGAAGGUGGAUUUUCCAAAACCCGCUAUGUUUAGUGAGUGGGGAAACCUGCCUGGUCAGUUUGAUGACGGUCCACAACAUCAGCCGAAACCACAACCUUCCGAGACCGAGGCUCCCAGUUGGCACUCUAGUCAAACUUGGCAACGUCCUCUGGUGCAGAGUUCUCAAGAACCGCAGCUAACGGACACGAAAACUCUUCCAAAGGACCAGAAGACCGAGCUCCAGCAACCUGUGAUGCCACAGUCCAUUCAUGCUGUUUGUGGAGAGACGUCGCUCCAGCUGACUGUAAAGAUGGACUUGCUGGGCACUGGAGACCUUAUUGAUCCAGCCGAUAUCACCCUGGGUGGCUGUUCUCCAACUGUCCUGGACGAGUCCCAGCAAGAGCUAUUGUUCGAAACCGCACUGCGUGAGUGUGGAGGCACAGCUCAGUUGUUUGAGGAUGUCGUGGUGUAUACCUUCUCAUUGAUUUACACUCCUCGCCCAAUUGGGGAGAGCCCUAUUCUGAAGACCAAUGAUGCUACUGUCAAUAUAAAGUGUCAUUAUGCUAGGUUCCACAAUGUGAGUAGCAAUUCUUUAAGGUCCACAUGGACACCUUACCAAUUCUCUCAGCUGUCUGGUCAGGUUUUGGACUUCUCUCUUAGACUUAUGACUGAUGAUUGGCAGUAUGAGAGGCCAUCCACAAAGUACUUCCUUGGGGACAUGAUUAACAUUGAGGCCUUGGUCUAUGCGGACUAUCAUGUGCCUUUGCGUAUUUUUGUUGAAGACUGUGUGGCAGCAGUUCAGCCAGAUAUGCACUCCGGCACAAGCUAUGUACUCAUUGAGAAGCAUGGGUGUCUGUCUGACUCUAAACUGAUGGCGUCCCGCUCCCAGUUCAUGCCCAGGGUACAGGAUGAAAAACUGCAGAUGCAAAUUGAGGCCUUCAGGUUUGCAGAUGAAAGCCUCGACUCGUUCUACAUCACUUGUAUUCUCCGAGCAGUUUUAGCUGCCGGCACUUCAGACAGUAGUCACAAAGCCUGCCACUACAACAUGGAAAAUGACAGGUGGAACAGUGCUGAUGGAAAUGAUGGGGUCUGUAGCUGCUGUAAUGCUGACCAAUGUCCCACCAGGAGGGCAGGAGCUGCUGAAGAAAUAAAUGGGCGUCGGGUGAAACUUGGACCAAUCACUGUUCAGGAAAAGACCACAUAGAUGUAGAUUUUCUGAGAAUGGACUAGUCGUCUUAUGCUCAUCUCUAGUAGUAGCACUUCAACUUCAGAUUAAAGGACCUUGUUCUGAACUUUUUUUUUUUUUUUUCUUGUUUCUUGCUGUGAAGUGGAAAUGGGUUAAAUGUGUGAAAUCCCCACAUGGUACUUUAACAUUUAUAUGGAAUUUGAUGCAUUUUGUAUUUAUUGCAUUGGUGUAUUAACAACUGUUGCAGUUGUUGUUAUGAAAUUGUGUUUAUACUGAUGGAACUUGCAUUUGCAAGUUGAGUUUGAAUAAAUUGUUCAAAUUUUAAA
Messenger RNA from Alosa sapidissima (American shad), 3505 nucleotides. Its product is annotated as zona pellucida sperm-binding protein 3-like. Gene Ontology annotation, molecular function: acrosin binding. Gene Ontology annotation, cellular component: extracellular matrix. The transcript has 8 exons. NCBI's taxonomy places the organism in Eukaryota, Metazoa, Chordata, Actinopteri, Clupeiformes, Clupeidae. The record is from RefSeq and is a predicted model, not a curated record. The coding region runs from base 57 to 3197 and encodes 1046 amino acids. Gene Ontology annotation, biological process: egg coat formation; binding of sperm to zona pellucida; positive regulation of acrosome reaction.